Molecule: messenger RNA, 14578 nt
Organism: Coregonus sp. 'balchen'
Lineage: Eukaryota; Metazoa; Chordata; Actinopteri; Salmoniformes; Salmonidae
Source: the annotation of a GenBank genome assembly
CCUAGCAACCUUCACAUGCACUUUCUAGUGUCUAAUGAGUUUCUCUGCACAGAACUGACAGGUUUGAUAGCCUGUGUGCUGUCCAACUAUGGUAUGUACAUACAAACGUCAUAUGUCUAAAUAUGAUUAGUGUUUUGAGCCUGCUAUGUAAAUACAGUCUCUGGUGGUAGCUGUCAGCGUCAUCACUGUCUCUAGUCUGGGCUAUGCUAGGCUACAUCAGAAACUUCAGCAUUGUCAAUCUAAAGUGGCAGCUGCGCACAAAUAUCGGAAUAACACCUCUGCUAUUCUACAUUUACGAGUAGUUGGCUGUUUUUUUUGUAAAACAAAAUAGAUAUCGUUCGGAUGCAAAAAGCUGGUGAUUCUGCUGCUUUUUUGCUUUUGCCCUUGGAUUUUCCCAGUCGCUCAGAGUUCUUCCGCUUCCUUUCCAUGAGAAUAGUCGUGAUUGGUUUUCGACACCGGUUGCCCUCGACUGACUCGCCAAGAAACGCUCUGAUUGGACCAUAUCCUUUUCCAGGACAAAUCGCUCCUCCCACACAGAGGACAGGUCAAAGAUGGCGUCGUUGAGGUGUUUUCUUCGAUCCGGGAAGGUAUUUAUACACUUUAAUUCAAAGUUCAGACAAUUAUAUUGUUCAAAUAAGGAUGAGACAUUAAUGAGAGCCCUUUUCUGUCUUGUCUUGUGUAGAGUGCCGUCUCGGUGGUCCUGCGAAGAGAGUUCAGCAAGACCUCUCCGGUGGCUGUGCAGGUGAGAACUAGCUAGCAUCUUUGCUAAUCUAGCUAGCUAGCUAAUAACCUUCACUGCAACUGUCAGCUGUGUUCACUACGAGCAAUUAUGUUGUUAAGAAAAGCAGUGAAUAGUUUAUAUGGUAACGCAUAGACUCAAGAAAUCAUGAAAUGUUAACCAGCUCACGGCGUAUGAUGAACGUUGUAUUCAUGUGGGAUGUCUAGGACCUGACCUUAGCCAAUAGAUCCGACCCGCUCACAAACAGCUGCACUCGGGGUUCGUAGAUUAAGACACCGCAGACCCUGCAGGAGAAAUGUUUUGGAAAACGUACCUCAAUCCACUGUUUAGAAAUGGCUUGUACUCCAAACUGUCCCAUAAUCCCAACUGUUACACCGAGAAGAUUGAACGACUUAUAGUUUUUAGGUCAACUGCCGUUUUGUCCUCAUUUUAGCUAGCAGUAGCCACAUCUGCCAUUUAUUCAAGUGUCAAAUGUAUUUAAUCUUGUAUGUAAUCAAAUCUGUCAUUUUUGAGUAGUCUGGGUCACCGUUUCGUGUAUGUCAUUUAUUGUAGUCACAUGUAUGUCAUUUUUGUAUGUAGUCAAAUGUAUGUCAUAUCUCCGCUCAAGAUACUACUGCCAUUCUGAACUGCCUAUCUUCAUCUGCUGUGGAACACCACCCCCCAUGAACACCCCCAAGAAUCCUUAACACCACCCCCCAAGAACACCCCCAAAAACCCUUAACACCACCCCCCAAGAAACCCUCAACCACCGAACACCACCCCCCAAGAACACCCCCAAGGAUCCUAACACCAUCCCCCAAGAACACCCCCAAGGAUCCUAACACCAUCCCCCAAGAACACCCCCAAGUAUCCUAACACCAUCCCCCAAGAACACAUCCAAGGAUCCUAACACCAUCCCCCAAGAACACCCCCAAGGAUCCUAACACCAUCCCCCAAGAACACCCCCAAGGAUCCUAACACCAUCCCCCAAGAACACCCCCAAGGAUCCUAACACCAUCCCCCAAGAACACCCCCAAGGAUCCUAACACCAUCCCCCAAGAACACCCCCAAGGAUCCUAACACCAUCCCCCAAGAACACCCCCAAGGAUCCUAACACCAUCCCCACUUUAUUAAAACAGCUAUGAAAUCACAUAGCGGUAGACAGAGAUGAGAGAAACAGUAUGACGUUUUGGAGAUGGGGUUGAAUCCCGGUCUCUGGUGGGGAGAAGAGUGUAUGUCUAGAGCCCGUUACUGCAGGACCCCAUUACUGCAUGACCCCGGGCUCUGCACUUGUUUUGAUCUUUUAAAGCGACUGAGAUUCUGCUUGUAAAGAAAAGCGCUAUAUAAAAUAAAUCUAUCUUUAUUGUCAAGUCAUUUUUGUAUAGUCACGUCGUGUAUGUCUCUGUUUCAGGUGAACGUCCGAGAUGCCCUCAACCAGGCCAUGGAUGAGGAGCUGGAGAGGGAUGAGCGGGUCUUCCUUCUGGGGGAGGAGGUGGCCCAGUAUGAUGGAGCUUACAAAGUAUGAAUACACAAUGACAAACUACAUGCAAAUAGGGAUGCAGAUUUCAAAAAAGUAGUUUAAAAAAUAAAUAUACACUAAACAAAAAUAUAAAUGCAACAUGUAAAGUGUUGGUCCCAUGUUUCAUGAGCUGAAAUUAAAGAUCCUAGACAUUUUCCAUAUGCACAAAAAGCUUAUUCCACCUGACAGGUGUGGCAUAUUAAACAGCAUGAUCAUUACACAGGUGCACCUUGUGCUUGGGACAAUAAAAGGCCACUCUAAAAUGUGCAGUUUUGUCACACAACACAAUGCCACAAAUGUCUAGAGUUUUGAGGGAGCGUGAGCGGUUGGCAUGUUGACUGCAGGAAUGUCCACCAGAGCUGUUGCCGGAGAAUUGAACGUUAAUUUCUCUACCAUAAGCCACCUCAAUGUAAUUUGAAAGAAUUUGGCAGUAUGUCCAACCGGCCUCACAACUGCAGACCACAUGAAAGGCGUUGUGUGGGCGAGCGGUUUGCUGAUGUCAACGUUGUGAACAGAGUGCCCCAUGGUGGGGUUAUGGUAUGGGCAGGCAACAAAAACAAUUGCAUUUUAUCGAUGGCGAUUUGAAUGCACAGAAAUACCGUGACGAGAUACAGAGGCCCUUUUUUUUUUUGAGGUAUCUGUGACCAACAGAUGCAAAUGUGUUCUCAGUCGUGAAUCCAUAGAUUAGGGCAUCAUUUAUUUAUUUAAAUUGACUGAUUUCCUCACAUGAACUCAGUAAAAUCAAUGAAAUGGUUCCAUUUAUAUUUAUGUUCAGUAUAUUUGUUCUAUGAUAUUUUCUCUAUAUUUGUUAAAUGUAUAUUUUGUAUAUGUAUUUUGUUCUAUGAUAUUAUCAUUACAAUAUAUUUGAAAUGUAUUUUGUUCAAACUGCUAAUUUUGACUACUUGAUUGGUGUUUAUUUCUCCUGACUGGUGAAUUUGUAGGUGAGCAGGGGACUGUGGAAGAAAUAUGGAGACAAGCGGAUCAUCGACACUCCGAUCACGGAGGUAAAGACACACACACUGGAAAUAAGACAACGCUGGUUUUUAUUUGUUGUUUCUGUAUGUGGCCCUAAAUGUAAUGGGGCUCUAGAACAUGUUGUGGCCCUAAAUGUAAUGGGCUCUAGAACAUGUUGUGGCCCUAAAUGUAAUGGGCUCUAGAACAUGUUGUGGCCCUAAAUGUAAUGGGGCUCUAGAACAUGUUGUGGCCCUAAAUGUAAUGGGGCUCUAGAACAUGUUGUGGCCCUAAAUGUAAUGGGCUCUAGAACAUGUUGUGGCCCUAAAUGUAAUGGGGCUCUAGAACAUGUUGUGGCCCUAAAUGUAAUGGGCUCUAGAACAUGUUGUGGCCCUAAAUGUAAUGGGGCUCUAGAACAUGUUGUGGCCCUAAAUGUAAUGGGUCUCUAGAACAUGUUGUGGCCCUAAAUGUAAUGGGGCUCUAGAACAUGUUGUAACAGAUGCAUUUUCUCCCCUUACAGAUGGGCUUUGCAGGCAUCGCCGUUGGUGCUGCAUUCGUAAGUCAAUUAGUAUUGUUAUUAUUAUUAUUAUUAUUAGUGUUAGUAUUAUUAUUAUUAUUAGUGUUAGUAGUAUUAUUAUUAUUAUUGGUGUUAGUAGUAGUAUUAUUAUUAUUAGUAGUAGUAUUAGUAGUAGUAUUAUUAUUGGUGUUAGUAGUAUUAUUAUUAUUAGUGUUAGUAGUAUUAUUAUUAUUAUUAUUGGUGUUAGUAGUAGUAUUAUUAUUAGUAGUAGUAUUAGUAGUAGUAUUAGUAUUGGUGUUAGUAGUAUUAUUAUUAUUAGUGUUAGUAGUAUUAUUAUUAUUAGUAGUAGUAUUAUUAUUAGUAGUAGUAUUAGUAGUAGUAUUAUUAUUGGUGUUAGUAGUAUUAUUAUUAUUAGUGUUAGUAGUAUUAUUAUUAUUAUUGGUGUUAGUAGUAGUAUUAUUAUUAGUAGUAGUAUUAAUAGUAGUAUUAUUAUUAGUGUUAGUAGUAUUAUUAUUAUUAGUGUUAGUAGUAUUAUUAUUAUUAUUGGUGUUAGUAGUAGUAUUAUUAUUAGUAGUAGUAUUAGUAGUAGUAUUAUUAUUGGUGUUAGUAGUAUUAUUAUUAUUAGUGUUAGUAGUAUUAUUAUUAUUAUUGGUGUUAGUAGUAGUAUUAUUAUUAGUAGUAGUAUUAGUAGUAUUAUUAUUAUUGGUGUUAGUAGUAUUAUUAUUAUUAGUGUUAGUAGUAGUAUUAUUAUUAUUAGUGUUAGUAUUAUUAGUAUUUGUAUUAUUAGUGUUAUUAUUAUUAUUAUGGCAUUUAUGGAAAUGUCCUAUUCCUAUAGAAAGUAACAUUGUACAAGCAUAUCUUCACUAACCCCUCAAAUCAAGUUUAAAUGGUAGAUUUUCCCAAACAAUUUGAAUGUCUGAUCAUGGUAGGAAGAUGAGACUUAUCAUUGUGUGCAUACUAAAUGGAACCCUAUUCCCUACGUAGUGCACUACUUUUGCCCAGAGCCUUAUGGGUCCUAGUGAACAGUAAACGAUAUAGGACUCAGCCAUCUUCUCCCCCUGUGUUUCCAGGCAGGGCUGAGGCCGAUCUGUGAGUUCAUGACCUGGAACUUCUCCAUGCAAGCCAUCGACCAGGUGAUCAACUCAGCUGCUAAGACCUACUACAUGUCAGCCGGAGCGCAGCCUGUCCCCAUUGUGUUCCGCGGCCCCAACGGCUCCUCCGCAGGUAAAUAAACAAACAUCAAUGCCAGUGUUUCCCAAUCCGGGUCCUGGGGACUCAAGGGUGCACAUUUUAGUUUUUGCCCCAGCACUAACACACCUGUUAACAAACAAAAUGAAAAUGAAAUGAUUUAGUUGAAUUAAGUGUCUUAGUGCUAGGGCACAAACACAGACGUGCAUCCCUUUGGGUCCCCAGGACCAGGAUUGGGUAACAGACACCAGAGCUCCUUUUUUUAUUUUCUUUCUGGGAUAGUUGUAAUGUCCUGUUAUUUUGGUUCCUCUGUCUGCAGGCGUUGCAGCCCAACACUCCCAGUGCUUCGCUGCCUGGUACGGCCACUGCCCCGGCCUCAAAGUAGUCAGCCCCUGGAACUCCGAGGACGCCAGAGGUCUCCUCAAAGCAUCUAUCAGAGACGAUAACCCUGGUGAGCAAUAACCUGCAUCCCAAAUGGCACCCUAUUCCCUAUAUAGCACACUACUUUUGGGGGACUAGGGUCCAUUUUGCCUUUCCAUGAUUCCUUGCAGAAGGUGGUCCCAGGUCGAGGAUGAGGGGGAUCACUGUAGAUCUGCUGAUGUCCUGUAGUGUAGAUGAGGGGAUCACUGUAGAUCUGAUGAUGUCCUGUAGUGUAGAUGAGGGGGAUCACUGUAGAUCUGCUGAUGUCCUGUAGUGUAGAUGAGGGGGAUCACUGUAGAUCUGAUGAUGUCCUGUAGUGUAGAUGAGGGGAUCACUGUAGAUCUGCUGAUGUCCUGUAGUGUAGAUGAGGGGAUCACUGUAGAUCUGCUGAUGUCCUGUAGUGUAGAUGAGGGGGAUCACUGUAGAUCUGAUGAUGUCCUGUAGUGUAGAUGAGGGGAUCACUGUAGAUCUGCUGAUGUCCUGUAGUGUAGAUGAGGGGGAUCACUGUAGAUCUGCUGAUGUCCUGUAGUGUAGAUGAGGGGAUCACUGUAGAUCUGCUGAUGUCCUGUAGUGUAGAUGAGGGGAUCACUGUAGAUCUGCUGAUGUCCUGUAGUGUAGAUGAGGGGAUCACUGUAGAUCUGCUGAUGUCCUGUAGUGUAGAUGAGGGGGAUCACUGUAGAUCUGCUGAUGUCCUGUAGUGUAGAUGAGGGGAUCACUGUAGAUCUGCUGAUGUCCUGUAGUGUAGAUGAGGGGAUCACUGUAGAUCUGCUGAUGUCCUGUAGUGUAGAUGAGGGGGAUCACUGUAGAUCUGCUGAUGUCCUGUAGUGUAGAUGAGGGGAUCACUGUAGAUCUGCUGAUGUCCUGUAGUGUAGAUGAGGGGGAUCACUGUAGAUCUGCUGAUGUCCUGUAGUGUAGAUGAGGGGAUCACUGUAGAUCUGAUGAUGUCCUGGGGUGUAGAUGAGGGGGAUCGCUGUAGAUCUGCUGAUGUCCGGUGGUAUAGACAUUUAAGUUCCUGUGCUGUAACCAUGGUGACGCUUGCUAAUCAAAACCCUUUUAUUUAUUUUUUCUCCCAACAGUGGUGUUCCUGGAGAAUGAGUUGAUGUAUGGUGUUCCCUUCGAGCUGUCUGAGGAGGUCAUGCAUAAAGACUUUGUCGUACCUAUUGGAAAGGCCAAGGUGGAAAGACAAGGUAAGAGGCGGCAGGUGGCUUAGUGGUUAAGAGCGUUGUGCCAGUAACCGAAAGGUCGCUGGUUCUAAUCCCCGAGCCGACUAGGUGAAAAAUCUGUCGAUGUGCCCUUGAGCUCCUGUAAGUCGCUCUGGAUAAGAGCGUCUGCUAAAUGACUGAAAUGUAAAUGUCAGUAAUAAGAGCUGGAGAAAAGGAAUGUUUAUUCGAUUUUUUAAAAUAAUGUAAAUGUAAAUUGUAACAUCCUCUGUUAUAACAUUGAGAGAAUUUCAUUGAGAAUUUAAUUGAGAUAAUUGAGAAUUUCAUUGUGAAAGAUAAUUGAGAAUUUCAUUGAAAAUAGCUUCAGAUGUAGCAUUGUUGGUAAACACACAUUUUUCAUUAUGGCUUAUUGAGAUCUACAUAAGCUGCGUCCCAAAUCUGGUCUAAAGUAGUGCACUAUAGGGAAUAGGGUGCAAUUUGGGAUACAGUCAGUGUUACAGAUAGAUACAGUGCCUUCAGAAAGUAUUCACACCCAUUGACUUUUUCCACAUUUUGUUGUUACAGCCUGAAUUUAAAAUUGAUUAAAUUUAGAUUGUGUCACUGGCCUACACACAAUACACCAUAAUGUCAAAGGGGAAUUAUGUUUUUAUUUUUACAUAUUCAUUAAAAAUUAAAAGCUGAAAUGUCUUGAGUCAAUAAGUAUUCAACCCCUUUGUUAUGGCAAGCCUAAAUAAGUUCAGGAGUAAAAAUGUGCUUAACAAGUCACAUAAGUUAUGGGUGCAAUAAUAGUGUUUAAUAAUUAUUUUUGAACGACUACCUCAUCUCUGUACCCCACACAUACAAUGAUCUGUAAGGUCCCUCAGUCGAGCAGUGAAUUUCAAACACGGAUUCAACCACAAAGACCAGGGAGGUUUUCCAAUGCCUCGCAAAGAAGGGCACCUAUUUGUAGAUGGGUAAACAUUUAAAAAAGCCGACAUUGAAUAUCCCUUUGAGCAUGGUGAAGUUAAUAAUUACACUUUGGAUGGUGUAUCAAUACACCCAGUCACUACAAAGAUACAGGCAACCUUCAUAACUUGAACAAUUCUGAAAAGAAUAAUGGGCAAAUGUUGCAGAAUCCAGGUGUGGAAAUCUCUUAGAGACUUACCCAGAAAGACUCACAGCUGUAAUCGCUGCCAAGGGUGCUUUUUACAAAGUAUUGACUCAAGGGUGUGAAUACAUACAGUGAGGUGAAAAAAGUAUUUGAUCCCCUGCUGAUUUAGUAAUUUUAAUGGUAGGUUUAUUUGAACAGUGAGAGACAGAAUAACAACAAAAAAAUGUCAAAAACACAUGUCAAAAAUGUUAUAAAUUGAUUUGCAUUUUAAUGAGGGAAAUAAGUAUUUGACCCCUCUGCAAAACAUGACUUAGUACUUGGUGGCAAAACCCUUGUUGGCAAUCACAGAGGUCAGACGUUUCUUGUAGUUGGCCACCAGGUUUGCACAACUCUCAGGAGGGAUUUUGUCCCACUCCUCUUUGCAGAUCUUCUCCAAGUCAUUAAGGUUUCAAGGCUGACAUUUGGCAACUCGAACCUUCUGCUCCCUCCACAGAUUUUCUAUAGGAUUAAGGUCUGGAGACUGGCUAGGCCACUCCAGGACCUUAAUGUGCUUCUUCUUGAGCCACUCCUUUGUUGCCUUGGCCGUGUUUUUUGGGUCAUUGUCAUGCUGGAAUACCCAUCCACGACCCAUUUUCAAUGCCCUGGCUGAGGGAAGGAGGUUCUCACCCAAGAUUUGACGGUACAUGGCCCCGUCCAUCGUCCCUUUGAUGCGGUGAAGUUGUCCUGUCCCCUUAGCAGAAAAACACCCCCAAAGCAUAAUGUUUCCACCUCCAUGUUUGACGGUGGGGAUGGUGUUCUUGGGGUCAUAGGCAGCAUUCCUCCUCCUCCAAACAUGGUGAGUUGAGUUGAUGCCAAAGAGCUCGAUUUUGGUCUCAUCUGACCACAACACUUUCACCUCGUUCUCCUCUGAAUCAUUCAGAUGUUCAUUGGCAAACUUCAGACGGCCCUGUAUAUGUGCUUUCUUGAGCAGGGGGACCUUGCGGGCGCUGCAGGAUUUCAGUCCUUCACUGCGUAGUGUGUUACCAAUUGUUUUCUUGGUGACUAUGGUCCCAGCUGCCUUGAGAUCAUUGACAAGAUCCUCCCGUGUAGUUCUGGGCUGAUUCCUCACCGUUCUCAUGAUCAUUGCAACUCCACGAGGUGAGCUCUUGCAUGGAGCCCCAGGCCGAGGGAGAUUGACAGUUAUUUUUCCAUUUGCGAAUAAUCGCACCAACUGUUGUCACCUUCUCACCAAGCUGCUUGGCGAUGGUCUUGUAGCCCAUUCCAGCCUUGUGUAGGUCUACAAUCUUGUCCCUGACAUCCUUGGAGAGCUCUUUGGUCUUGGCCAUGGUGGAGAGUUUGGAAUCUGAUUGAUUGAUUGCUUCUGUGGACAGGUGUCUUUUAUACAGGUAACAAGCUGAGAUUAGGAGCACUCCCUUUAAGAGUGUGCUCCUAAUAUCAGCUCGUUACCUGUAUAAAAGACACCUGGGAGCCAGAAAUCUUUCUGAUUGAGAGGGGGUCAAAUACUUAUUUCCCUCAUUAAAAUGCAAAUCAAUUUAUAACAUUUUUGACAUCCGUUUUUCUGGAUUUUUUUGUUUUUAUUCUGUCUCUCACUGUUCAAAUAAACCUACCAUUAAAAUUAUAGACUGAUCAUGUCUUUGUCAGUGGGCAAACUUACAAAAUCAGCAGGGGAUCAAAUACUUUUUUCCCUCACUGUAUGUUAAUUAUUUCUGUGUUUUCUUUUUAAAUACAUUUGCCAUUUGUCAGUAUUGUGUGUAGAUGGGUGAGGAAAUAAUAUAUUUUGAAUUCAGGCUGUAACCCAACAGAAUGUGGAAUAGGUCCAGGUAGGACUACUUUCUGAAGGCACUGUACAAAAUGUUGUACUCAACCAUUGUGUGUUUUUCGUCAGGAACUCACAUCACUCUAGUGUCACAUUCCCGGUGUGUGGGUUUCUGCCUGGACGCAGCGGCCUUCCUGGCUAAAGAGGGAGUUGAAUGUGAGGUGAGUGUCGCCUUUAGGUAUGUGUUCAAAAACAACAGAUUUGUAUUAACUUUUAACCUCUAGAAACUCCCACUGCGCUUGCUGAAGUUUUGACUAUGGUUGAAUACAUACAUCUACGCUUGUAAAUACGGUCUGGAUUGAGGUUCGAGUCAGGCGAUUUUGUAUUUAAAUUUCAAAGUUUGAAAUUGUACAUGUGUCCUACGGUGGUGUAGCAGUCCCAAGCCACUGCUUCUGGAGCACAUGGACAUUGGAACGCUGCCAGCAUCAGUUCAAUCCGUCUCACUGCUCUUUCAGUGCUCUCUCUUACCUAUCACCUCUCGAUCUAAUAGAUGUACAAAAGACUUCCGUUGUUUUUUUGUUUUUUUCUUUUAAAAGUUCUGUCCCCUUCCCCUUGCCAGGUGGUUAAUCUGCGCACUAUAAGGCCUCUGGAUGUGGACACCAUUGAGGCCAGUGUGAUCAAGACCGGCCAUCUGGUCACAGUGGAGGGGGGCUGGCCCCAGUACGGAGUGGGGGCUGAGAUCUGUGCCAGGAUCAUGGAGGGUACGUUCUCUUGAUUUAUACAUUACGGACUGGUUUCCCGGACGCAGAUUAAGCCUAAUCUUGGACUAGAGUAUUUCCAAUGGAGAUUCGCUUGCUUUUUAGUCCAGGGCUUUAUCUGUCUGGGAAACCAGCCUUCAAGCUGUCAUUGUUGUGUGACACAUGCACUGCAGCCAUAACACCAUGCAUCCCCAUGCUGGCUUUUCUCUGAAGGCUACGUUGGGCCUGGGUAAACAUGGGCGAACUAGAUGGAAUGCUUCCUGGGAAGAUCAGGUUGCUGCUGAGAGUGGUGUUGGAGGGCCAGUACAGGUCUCCUUCUGGUGUUGGAGGGCCAAUACACGCAUGGGAAUAAUAUAAACGUAACAUGUAAAGUGUUGGUCCCAUGUUUCAUGAGCUGAAAUAAAAGAUCCCUGACAAUUUCCAUACGCACAUAAAGCUUAUUUCUCCCAAAUGAUGUGCACAAAUUUGUUUACAUCCCUGUUAGUGAGCAUUUCUCCUUUGCCAAGAUAAUCCAUCCACCUGACAGGUGUGGCAUAUCAAGAAGCUGAUUAAACAGCUUGAUCAUUACAUUACACAGGUGCACCUUGUGCUGGGGAUAAUAAAAGGCCACUCUAAAAUGUGCAGUUUUGUAACACAACACAAUGUCUCAAGUUUUGAGGGAGCGUGCAAUUGGCAUGCUGACUGCAGGAAUGUCCACCAGAGCUGUUGCCAGAGAAUUGAAUGUUAAUUUCUCUACCAUAAGCCGCCUCCAACGUCGUUUUGGAGAAUUUGUCAGUACGUCCAACUGGCCUCACAACCACGUGUAUGGCGUUGUGUGGGCGAGCGGUUUGCUGAUGUCAACGUUGUGAACAGAGUGCCCCAUGGUGGCGGUCGGGUUAUGGUAUGGGCAGGCAUAAGCUACGGACAACAAACACAAUUGCGUUUUAUCGAUGGCAAUUUCAAUGCACAGAGAUAACGUGACGAGAUCCUGAGGCCCUUUUUUUUUUUUUAAAGGUAUCUGUGACCAACAGAUGCAUAUCUGUAUCAUGUGAAAUCAAUAGAUUAGGGCCUAAUGAAUGUAUAUUUAAAUUGACUGAUUCCCUCAGUAAAAUCAUUGAAAUGGUUGCAUGUUGCGUUUUAUAUUUUUGUUCAGUGUAGUAGGAAUACAUGCAUGUGAAUAUAAACUGAGCAAAAAAAGAAACGUCCCUUUUUCAGGACCCUAUCUUUCAAAGAUAAUUCGUAAAAAUCCAAAUAACUUCACAGAUCAUCAUUGUAAAGGGUUUAAACACUGUUUCCCAUGCUUGUUCAAUGAACCAUAAACAAUUAAUGAACAUGCACCUGUGGAACGGUCAUUAAAACACUAACAGCUUACAGACGGUAGGCAAUUAUGGUCACAGUUAUGAAAACUUAGGGCACUAAAGAGGCCUUUCUACUGACUCUGAAAAACACCAAAAGAAAGACGCCCAGGGUCCCUGCUCAUCUGCGUGAACGUGCCUUAGGCAUGUUGCAAGGAGGCAUGAGGACUGCAGAUGUGGCCAGGGCAAUAUGUUGCAAUGUCCGUACUGUGAGAUGCCUAAGACAUUGCUACAGGGAGACAGGACGGACAGCUGAUCGUCCUCGUAGUGGCAGACCACGUGUAACAACACCUGCAAAGGAUUGGUACAUCCGAACAUCACACCUGCGGGACAGGUACAGGAUGGCAACAACAACUGCCCGAGUUACACCAGAAACACACAAUCCCUCCAACAGUGCUCAGACUGUCCGCUAUAGGCUGAGAGAGGCUGGACUGAGGGCUUGUAGGCCUGUUGUAAGGCAGGUCCUCACCAGACAUCACCGGCAACAACGUCACCUAUGGGCACAAACCCACCAUCGCUGGACCAGACAGGACUGGCAAAAAGUGCUCUUCACUGACGAGUCACGAUUUUGUCUAUGGUGAUGGUCGGAUUCUCGUUUAUCGUCAAAGGAAUGAGCGUUACACCGAGGCCUGUACUCUGGAGCGGGAUCGAUUUGGAGGUGGAGGGUCCAUCAUGGUCUGGGGCGGUAUGUCACAGCAUCAUCGGACUGAGCUUGUUGUCAUUGCAGGCAAUCUCGACGCUGUCAUGUGAUACCCUUCCUGCCGGCUCAUCCUGACAUGACCCUCCAGCAUGACAAUGCCACCAGCCAUACUGCUCGUUCUGUGCGUGAUUUCCUGCAAGACAGGAAUGUCAGUGUUCUGCCAUGGCCAGCGAAGAGCCCGGAUCUCAAUCCCAUUGAGCAUGUCUGGGACCUGUUGGAUCGGAGGGUGAGGGCUAGGGCCAUUCCCCCCAGAAAUGUCUGGGAACUUGCAGGUGCCUUGGUGAAAGAGUGGGGUAACAUCUCACAGCAAGAACUGGCAAAUCUGGUGCAGUCCAUGAGGAGGAGAUGCACUGCAGUGCUUAAUGCAGCUGGUGGCCACACCAGAUACUGACUGUUACUUUUGAUUUUGACCCCCCCUUUGUUCAGGGACACAUUAUUCAAUUUCUGUUAGUCACAUGUCUGUGGAACUUGUUCAGUUUGUCUGUUGUUGAAUCUUAUGUUCAAACAAAUAUUUACACAUGUUAAGUUUGCUGAAAAUAAACGCAGUUGACAGUGAGAGGACGUUGUUUUUUUUGCUGAGUUUAUAAGUAUUCAGACCACUUCCCUUUUCCACAUUUUAUGUUACAGCCUUAUUCUAAAAUUGAUUAAAUCAUUUUUUUCCCUUAUCUAUCUUCACACAAUACCCCAUAUUGACAAAGAAAAAACUGGUUUUUAGAAGUUGUUGUAAAUGUAUUAAAAAUAAAACAGAUACCUUAUUUACAUAAGCAUUCAGACCCUUUGCUAUGAGACUUGAAAUUGAGCUCCAGUGCAUCCUGUUUCCAUUGAUCAUCCUUCAGAUGUUUCUACAACUUGAUUGGAGUCCACCUGUGGUCAAUUCAAUUGAUUGGACAUUAUUUGGAAAGGCACACACCUGUCUAUAUAAGGUCCCACAGUUGACGGUGCAUGUCAGAGCAAGAACCAAGCCAUGAGGUCGAAGGAAUUCUCCGUGGAGCUCCGAGACAGGAUUGUGUCGAGGCACAGAUCUGGUGAAGGGUACCAAAAAAUAUCUGCAACAUUGAAGGUCCCCAAGAACACAGUGGCCAUUCUUAAAUGGAAGAGGUUUGGAACUACCAAGACUCUUCCUAGAGCUGGCCGCCCGGCCAAACUGCGCAAUCGGGGGAGAAGGGCCUUGGUCAGGGAUGUGACCAAGAACUUGAUGGUCACUGACAGAGCUCUAGAGUUCCUCUGUGGAGAUGGGAGAACCUUCCAGAAGGACAACCAUCUCUGCAGCACUCCACCAAUCAGGCCUUUAUGGUAGAGUGGCCAGACGGAAGCCACUCCUCAGUAAAAGGCACAUGACAGCUCGCUUGGAGUUUGCCAAAAGGCACCUAAAGGACUUUCAGACCAUGAGAAACAAGAUUAUCUGGUCUGAUGAAACCAAGAUUGAGCUCUUUGGCUUGAAUGCCAAGUGUCACGUCUGGAGGAAACCUGGCACCAUCCAUACGGUGAAGCAUGGUGGUGGCAGCAUCAUGCUGUGGGGAUGUUUUUCAGCAGCAGGGACUGGGAGACUAUUUAGGAUCGAGGGAAAGAUGAAUGGAGCAAAGUACAGAGAGAUCCUUGAUGAAAACCUGCUCCAGAGCGCUCAGAACCUCAGACUGGGGCGAAGGUUCACCUUCCAACAGGACGACGACCCUAAGCACACAGCCAAGACAACGCAGGAGUGGCUUCAGGACAAGUCUCUGAAUGUCCUAGAGUGGCCCAACCAGAGCCCGGACUUGAACCUGAUCGAACAUCUCUGGAGAGACCUGAAAAUAGCUGUGCAGCGACGCUCCCCAUCCAAUCUGACAGAGCUUGAGAGGAUAUGCAGAGAAGAAUGGGAGAAACUCCCCAAAUACAGGUGUGCCAAGCUUGUAGCGUCAUACCCAAGAAGACUUGAGGCUGUAAUCGCUGGCGAAGGUGCUUCGACAAAGUACUGAGUAAAGGGUCUGAACACUUACGUAAAAUAUAUUUAUUUGUGAUAUUUCCGUUUUUUUAUUGUUAAUACAUUUGCAAACGUGUUUUUGCUUUGUCAUUAUUGUGUGUAGAUUGAAGAGAGAAAAAUACAACAUUUAAUCAAUUUUAGAAUAAGGCUGUAACGUAACAAAAUGUGGAAUAAGUCAAGGGGUCUGAAUACUUUCCGAAAUGCACUGUACAUGGGAAUGCAUGCAUGGGGAAAGUGUUUUGUAAGAGUUAACAAUUUUUAAAAAGCAUGAAAUGUAUACAAGUCAUUCUCAGGUUUAUGUUAAUGAUGAUCCAUCUGUCCUGUUUCCAGGGCCAGCCUUCAACUACCUGGACGCCCCUGCUGUCAGAGUGACUGGUGUAGACAUCCCAAUGCCAUACGCUAAGAUCCUGGAGGACCACAGUGUACCUCAGAUCAAAGGGAAAUCAUCUUCUCAGUCCAAGAAGGUCUUGAAUAUGGUAAACAUACCAAUGUAGCCCUCCCUCUUCC